Messenger RNA from Diorhabda carinulata, 407 nucleotides. RefSeq names its product cytochrome c oxidase assembly protein COX16 homolog, mitochondrial (gene l(3)neo43). The transcript has a single exon. Gene Ontology annotation, cellular component: mitochondrial inner membrane. Bases 37 to 336 code for a protein of 99 amino acids. Lineage: Eukaryota; Metazoa; Arthropoda; Insecta; Coleoptera; Chrysomelidae. Gene Ontology annotation, biological process: mitochondrial respiratory chain complex IV assembly. The record is from RefSeq and is a predicted model, not a curated record.
UAAUGGCAUAACCUUAAUUGAAAUCGAAAUUUAACAAUGGCACAAGUAUCCAAAAUUUCAAGAUUGUUAAACAAAAGGAUUGUUAAAUUCGGAUUACCGUUUUUCGUAUUAAUGAUUGGAGGUUCGUUCGGUUUAAGAGAAUUUACUAAUCUUCGAUACCAAUUUUCUAGGGUAUCUUUAGUAAAAAGGGAAGAAUUGGAAAAAUUAGGUAUAGAAAUGAAAAAACCCGGCGAGGUGACUUUGGAAAGUGAAUACGAGAAAAUUAAAAAUCUCGAUAUCGAUAACUGGGAACAAGUUAGAGGACCAAGACCGUGGGAAGAACCGAUUGUAAAAUAAUUAGUAUUAUUUGUUAAUAAAAUAAAUAAUCCUGUGAUAAUUGUAAAUAUAAAAUUCGUAGUUUUAACUAA